UUGAGGAAGUGCGUCUGGGCCCGGCCCGGCCCCCGCGCGCUCGGCCCGAGUCCGGGUGGGCAGAGGGCGGUGGGACCGCCAGGCCCCGGCCCGCUGGUGUCGGACCGGCCCGCUCGGCCUCGCAGUCCCAUAAGGCCGGUGCCCCUACCCCGCCGCCGCAGAAGGAGAAAAAUUUCUGCUCGACCAUGCCUGUGUGUCCAUGCCUUAACCCACCUGGGCAGCUGCAGUGGUGAUGACAACAGCAAGACCUGCCUUUGGAGAUUGGCUGCCUUCGGGGUUGAUGGCUGGCAUGUCACGGAGACUACCCAGCAUGUACUGGUGUGUGGGUCCAGAGGGAUCAACCAUGUGUCCAGAUCGCGCCAUGGAGACCCAUAAUGGUGCCGGGGCUAUGGGCAGCAAACUGUCCACAACAGGCGGGGACUCCACAGCACGGUCCCCCAGGACAGAAGACAUUCACAGCGCAUACAAGAAGGGAGACUUCAGCAGGGCCCGCCACCUGCUCAGGGAGGCUUGUGAAGAAUGCACAACCCAACUGGAAAAGGGUCAACUCCUGAGCAUCUCAGCGGCCCAUGGGGAUCUGGAGAUGGUCCGGUAUCUACUCUCUGAGAAACAGGUGGAGCUGCCAACGGAACCCACCGAUGACAACCCCGCUGUGAUGGCAGCACACUUUGGGCACACUGAAGUUGUACAUGAACUGCUGGAGUCCUUAGCAGGUCCCUGCAGCCCCCAGCGGCUGCUGAACUGGAUGCUGGCCCUGGCUUGCCAGCGAGGGCACCUGGGGGUGGUGAAGCUCCUGGUGCUGACACACGGGGCCGACCCAGAGAGCUACGCGGUGAGGAAGAACGAGUUCCCUGUCAUCGUCCGCUUGCCCCUCUACGCAGCCAUCAAGUCAGGGAAUGAAGACAUUGCCAUAUUCCUGCUUAGGCAUGGGGCUUUCUUCUGUUCCUACAUCUUACUGGACAGUCCUGACCCCAGCAAACAUCUCCUCAGGAAGUAUUUCAUGGAAGCAAGUGCCUUGCCCAGCAGUUGUCCAGGAAAACCAGCACUUCGUGUGAAAUGGUCCCAUCUUAGGUUGCCCUGGGUGGAUCUCGACUGGCUCAUAGACAUCUCCUGCCAGAUCACGGAGCUUGAUCUUUCUGCCAACUGCCUGGUUUCCCUCCCCUCGGUCAUUCCGUGGGGACUCAUCAACCUCCGGAAGCUGAAUCUCUCAGACAACCACCUGGGGGAACUGCCUGGCGUGCAGUCAUCAGAUGAGAUCAUCUGUUCCAGGCUACUUGAAAUUGACAUUUCCAGCAAUAAGUUGUCCCACCUCCCACCCGGGUUCUUGCAUCUCUCAAAACUUCAAAAACUGACAGCUUCAAAAAAUUACUUAGAAAAACUGUUUGAAGAAGAAAACGCCACUAACUGGAUUGGGUUGCGAAAGUUACAGGAACUUGAUCUGUCUGACAAUAAAUUGACAGAGCUCCCUGUCCUCUUCCUGCACUCUUUCAAGUCACUCAGUUGUCUGAAUGUCUCCAGAAACAACCUGAAAACAUUUCCAGAGCCCUGGGCCUGCCCGUUGAAAUGUUGUAAAGCAUCCAAAAAUGCCCUGGAAUCCCUGCCAGACAAAAUGGCUAUCUUUUGGAAAAAUCACCUCAAGGAUGUAGAUUUCUCUGAAAAUGCACUGAAAGAAGUUCCCCUGGGACUUUUUCAGCUUGAUGCCCUCAUGUUCCUGAGGUUACAGGGAAACCAGCUGGUAGCACUGCCACCUCAAGAGAAGUGGACUUGCAGGCAACUCAAAACUCUAGACCUCUCCAGAAACCAACUUGGCAAAAAUGAAGACGGACUUAAAACAAAGCGUAUUUCCUUUUUCACCACCAGAGGCCGCCAGCGUUCAGGGACUGAGGCAGCGUGUGUGCUGGAAUUCCCAGCCUUCCUAAGCGAGUCUUUGGAAGUCCUUUGUCUGAAUGACAACCACCUUGAUGCAGUCCCUCCAUCCGUUUGCCUGCUGAAGAGCUUGUCAGAGCUCUACUUGGGAAACAACCCUGGCAUUCGAGAGCUCCCUCCUGAGCUGGGACAACUGGGCAACCUCUGGCAGCUGGACACUGAAGACCUGAGCAUCAGCAAUGUGCCUGCAGAGAUCAGAAAAGAAGGUCCCAAAGCAAUGCUGUCUUUCCUGCGUGCUCAGUUACGGAAAGCAGAGAAGUGCAAGCUGAUGAAGAUGAUCAUCGUGGGUCCCCCGCGCCAGGGCAAGUCCACCCUCCUGGAGAUCUUACAGACGGGCAGGGCCCCCCAGGUGGCCCACAGCGAGGCCACCAUCAGGACCACCAAGUGGGAGCUCCAGAGGCCAGCAGGCUCCAAAGCCAAGGUUGAGUCCGUGGAAUUCAAUGUCUGGGACAUUGGGGGCCCUGCCAGCAUGGCUACUGUCAACCAGUGCUUCUUCACGGACAAGGCCCUAUACGUGGUGGUCUGGAACCUGGCGCUGGGAGAGGAAGCCGUGGCCAACCUCCAGUUCUGGCUGCUCAACAUUGAGGCUAAGGCCCCCAAUGCUGUGGUGCUGGUGGUUGGAACACACCUGGACUUGAUUGAAGCCAAGUUCCGAGUGGAGAGAAUCGCGACGCUUCGAGCCUACGUGCUGGCGAUCUGCCGCUCGCCCUCCGGGUCCAGAGCCACAGGCUUCCCAGACAUCACUUUCAAACACUUACACGAGAUUUCCUGUAAGAGUCUGGAAGGUCAGGAAGGGCUGCGGCAGCUGAUUUUCAACUUCACAUGCAACAUGAAGGACGUGGGCAGUACCAUCGGCUGCCAGCGACUAGCAGGGAGACUGGUUCCUAGGAGCUACCUCAGCCUGCAGGAGGCCGUGCUGGCAGAGCAACAGCGUCGCAGCCUUGGUGACGACGUGCAAUACCUGACGGACAGGCAGCUGGAGCAACUGGUGGAGCAGACACCUGGCAACGACAUCAGAGACUACGAGGACCUGCAGUCUGCCAUCAGCUUCCUCAUAGAAACUGGCACCCUGCUGCACUUCCCGGACACCAGCCACGGCCUGAGGAACCUCUACUUCCUGGACCCCAUUUGGUUAUCUGAGUGUCUGCAGAGAAUAUUCAACAUUAAGGGCUCCAGGUCGGUGGCCAAGAAUGGGGUGAUCCGUGCAGAGGACCUCAGGAUGCUGCUGGUGGGGACGGGCUUCACACAGCAGACCGAGGAGCAGUACUUCCAGUUUCUGGCCAAGUUUGAGAUCGCCUUGCCCGUUGCCAAUGACAGCUACCUCCUGCCACAUCUCCUUCCAUCCAAACCUGGCCUGGACACCCACAGCAUGCGGCACCCCACGGCCAACACCAUCCAGCGAGUGUUUAAGAUGAGCUUCGUUCCUGUUGGCUUCUGGCAAAGGUUUAUAGCACGGAUGCUGAUCAGCUUGGCUGAGAUGGACCUGCAGCUUUUUGAAAACAAGAAGAAUACUAAAAGCAGGAACAGAAAAGUCACCAUUUACAGUUUCACAGGAAACCAGAGAAAUCGCUGUAGUACAUUCAGAGUGAAGAGAAAUCAGACCAUCUAUUGGCAGGAGGGGCUUCUGGUCACUUUUGAUGGGGGCUACCUCAGUGUGGAAUCCUCUGAUGUGAAUUGGAAAAAGAAAAAAAGUGGAGGAAUUAAAAUCAUUUGCCAGUCAGAAAUGAGGGACUUCUCAGCAAUGGCUUUUAUCACAGAUCAUGUCAAUUCCCUGAUCGAUCAGUGGUUUCCCGCCCUGACAGCCACGGAAAGUGACGGGACCCCUCUCAUGGAGCAAUAUGUGCCCUGCCCAGUCUGUGAAACCUCCUGGGCCCAGCACAAGGAUCCCAGUGAGAAAUCGGAAGGCGUUCAGUACUUCGACAUGGAAGACUGUGUGCUGACAGCCAUCGAGCGGGACUUUAUCUCCUGCCCUAGACACCCAGACCUCCCUGUGCCACUCCAGGAACUGGUGCCUGAGUUGUUCAUGACAGACUUCCCAGCCAGGCUCUUCCUGGAGAACAGCAAGCUGGAGCACAGUGAGGACGAGAGCAGCAUCCUGGGCCAAGGUGGCAGUGGCACCGUCAUCUACCGGGCCCGAUACCAGGGCCAGCCUGUGGCUGUGAAGCGAUUCCACAUCAAGAAAUUCAAGAAUUUUGCUAAUGUUCCAGCAGACACAAUGCUGAGGCACCUGCGGGCCACAGAUGCCAUGAAGAACUUCUCAGAGUUCCGGCAGGAGGCCAGCAUGCUGCAUGCCCUGCAGCACCCCUGCAUCGUGUCACUCAUCGGCAUCAGCAUCCACCCGCUCUGCUUCGCCCUGGAGCUCGCCCCACUAAGCAGCCUCAACACUGUGCUGUCUGAGAACGCCAAAGAUUCUUCCUUUAUGCCCCUGGGACACAUGCUUACCCAAAAAAUAGCUUAUCAGAUUGCCUCAGGCCUGGCCUACCUGCACAAAAAGAACAUCAUCUUCUGCGACCUGAAGUCGGACAACAUCCUAGUGUGGUCCCUGGAUGUCAAGGAACACAUCAACAUCAAGCUGUCUGACUAUGGGAUCUCACGGCAGUCCUUUCAUGAGGGAGCCCUGGGUGUGGAGGGCACCCCUGGCUACCAGGCCCCAGAGAUCAGACCUCGCAUCGUGUAUGAUGAGAAGGUAGAUAUGUUCUCCUAUGGGAUGGUGCUCUACGAAUUGCUAUCAGGACAGCGUCCUGCACUGGGCCACCACCAGCUUCAGAUUGCCAAGAAGCUGUCCAAGGGCAUCCGCCCCGUUCUGGGACAGCCAGAGGAAGUGCAGUUCCAUCGACUGCAGGCACUCAUGAUGGAGUGCUGGGACACAAAACCAGAGAAGCGCCCGCUGGCCUUGUCUGUGGUGAGCCAGAUGAAGGACCCAACCUUCGCCACCUUCAUGUACAUGCUGCCCUGUGGGAAGCAGACUGCCUUCUUCUCGUCGCAGGGCCAAGAGUACACUGUGGUGUUUUGGGAUGGAAAAGAGGAAUCCAGGAACUACACCGUGGUGAACACAGAGAAAGGACUUCUGGAAGUGCAGAGGAUGACCUGUGCUGGGAUGAAGCUGAGCUGCCAGCUCAAGGUCCAGAGCUCUCUGUGGACUGCCACCGAGGACCAGAAAAUCUACAUCUACAGCCUCAAGGGCAUGUGCCCCUUGAACACGCCCCAGCGGGCCUUGGACACUCCGGCUAUUGUCACCUGCUUCUUGGCAGUACCUAUUAUUAAAAAGAAUUCCUUCCUGGUGUUGGCAGGCCUGGCUGAUGGGCUCGUGGCUGUGUUUCCCGUGGUGCGGGGCACCCCGAACGACAGCUGUUGCUACCUGUGCUCACACACAGCCAACAGGUCCAAAUUUGGCAUCCCAGACGAAGACACACGGCAGAACCCCUACCCAGUGAAGGCCAUGGAGGUGGUCAACAGCGGGUCUGAGGUCUGGUACAGCAACGGGCCAGGCCUCCUCAUCAUUGACUGCACAGCCCUGGACAUCAGCAGGCGGCUGGAGCCCUACGCUGCCCCCUCAGUCGUCAUGUCAGUCGUGUGCAGCUCCGAUUGCAGGGGAGAGGAGGUCGUCUGGUGCCUGGACGACAAGGCCAACUCCUUGGUUAUGUACCAUUCAGCCACCUACCAGCUGUGUGCUCGAUACUUUUGCGGGGACCCCAGCCCCCUCAGGGACAUGUUUCCUGUGCAACCCUCAGGCCUGGAACCCCCAUGCAACCACAUGACCAGCCUGAAGGGACCUGAAGGGGAUUGCAUCGCAGAUGUGAGCAUAAUGUACAGUGAGGAGCUGGGCACGCAGAUCCUGACCCACCAGGACUCGCUGACCGACUACUGCUCCAUGUCCUCCUACUCCUCGUCCCCACCCCGCCGGGCCACCAGGUCCCCCUCCAGCCUGCCCAGCUCCCCAGCCAGCUGUUCCAGUGUGCCUUUCUCCACUGACUGUGAGGACUCAGACAGGCUGCAGGAGCCCAACGCUGCCUCCGACAGGUCUGAGCACGACCUGACCCCCAUGGAUGGGGACACGUUCAGCCAGCACCUGCAGGCUGUGAAGGUCCUUGCUGUCAAAGACCUCAUCUGGAUCCCCAGGCGUGGUGGAGAUGUUAUUGUCAUUGGCCUGGAGAAGGAUUCGGGUGCCCAGCGGGGCCGUGUCAUUGCCGUCUUAAAAGCCCGAGAGCUGACUCCUCAUGGGGUGCUGGUGGAUGCAGCUGUGGUGGCAAAGGACACUGUGGUGUGUAGCUUUGAGAAUGAAAACACAGAAUGGUGCCUGGCUGUCUGGAGGGGCUGGGGUGCCAGAGAGUUUGACAUUUUCUACCAGUCCUACGAGGAGCUGGGCCGGCUGGAGGCUUGCACACGCAAGAGAAGGUAAUUCCUGUGGAAGGACCCAAGUGUAGAGCCAGCUGGCCCCAGGGAUGCUGCCUGAGUCCUCUGCCUGCUGCCCUCGGAAGAUCCAGAGAACCGAUGGAGUUCUGCCCUGAACCCUGUGCUGCUACGUGCUGAGAAGUUACCUGCCUGGCUGUGGUUUGGGAGUUCUCAGGUUCUGCAGGGCAGUUACCUGAAUACCUUGUCCCCCUAUUGCUGGUUUUACAGCCCAAGGGAAGAUCGUGGGGUCUGGUCAGGAGGGGCCUCCUCUAUUGGCUUCCAGGAGCAGGGGAGGGGGUACCCCAUUCUAGGUUGAGUCCCACAAAGGGACCGGUCUCAGAUGGAAUUACACUAGAGCCUCUCUGUUGAGGAGCAUUACGGGGCAGGAUGGGAGGAGGGCUGUGACCCCUGGCCCUUCCCCUGCGGAGACCCCAGUCACUGAGCCCAUUUCAUAAGCUCGAGUCCCAGGAGCAUGGGGCCCAGCUUGAGCAAGCUGAGAUCAGAUGUCUUUAUCUGGGCAAAGUGUCUGAGAAACCCCCAGAAGGACCCUGGGCAAGGAGAGUCGCCCAAGCUGAGGAAUGAAUGAGUCCCCUUAAGUACCACAGCCGGAAAGCCCAGUGCAGGAGCACCCGCUGGCCUUUACAUUCUUCUCCUACCAACAAAAGGAAGAAACCCAAUCAGCAGGACUUGCAAAAGGGCCUUGUGUUUAUGCUUAGUAAAAUAAACUUGGACACAGCUGAGCACAAGCCCUGUUUGUUUGCACAUCAUAAUCAUGUUUAUCACUUUAACAAAUUAAGUAAUAUCUCAGCGGUUAGGCCUCUGGUUGUGAAAUCACAUGGUAUGGGGCUUCUACCAAAUUAUGUAUUUGCUAAACAUUUACUGCACACAUGGACAGCAGACUAUGAAAAGUGGAACUGUUAACAGGGAAUGUAUGGUUACGACAGGGAGUGGUUUUAUAAAUUGUAUGUACACACGCGCACUCAUAUCCACGUCUUUGCCAGGACUUGCCAUUUGAGACUGCUUGACCCAGAGUGGAAGUCUGAAUGUGAGGUCACACUCCAGCUCAAGCUGAUGAACCUUUUCUAAAAUUAAAUUAUAAAAGUCAAACUUAUGAUUUGUGGGGUGUGCAGGCAGAUGUGACUCCUUUUAUCUGAAAAUAAACAGACCCUAAGAAUGAAAUCACGGUCUCUGUCUGCCGAGGGCUUGGGACAGCAGCACAGACUUGGUCCCUCCAACUUCACUCACUGUCCUGGGUGGGAACAGACAGCCCGUAUUCAGCCCUCAGCUUGUAGGCUGCCCCAUAUCAGUGUCCAGUCAGUCACAGACCUGGGAAACAAAUCCCCCACUUCCUUUUACUAGCCUGGGUCCCAAGUCCUGGGGAACUGAGGGUCCAUGCCUUCUGCCCACUCC
Molecule: messenger RNA, 7728 nt
Organism: Sciurus carolinensis (gray squirrel)
Lineage: Eukaryota; Metazoa; Chordata; Mammalia; Rodentia; Sciuridae
Gene: Lrrk1
Product: leucine rich repeat kinase 1
Exons: 34
Coding region: 233-6325 (2030 amino acids)
Biological process (GO): protein phosphorylation
Molecular function (GO): protein kinase activity; protein binding; ATP binding
Source: RefSeq, a predicted model, not a curated record